AUGUAUUUCGCGGUGUUGUGCAGCUGUAUUACGACGUUGAUGUGUAUUCUAAUGAUACCAACCUUCUACUCAGCAAUAAACGUUGUUCAUAACGAAGUGAUUCAACAAGUACAAGCGUUUCGUAUUAAUACAGAUUCAGCAUGGUCACUAAUGAUCGAUAUACAAACGCAGUUGACUGCACCUCAGGAGAGGCCGCAUCAAAAUGCUUUCAAAGCUGCACUCUCCCGUAAGAAACGGCAGAAUUUUGCUGGACUGCCGUCGUUUUGUCAUUGCGAAACGAUGAAGCCACAAUGUCCACAAGGACCACCUGGUCCGGCUGGGGAACCUGGACCUGACGGACCACCAGGACCUCGUGGAACACCUGGAAUAGAUGGUCCACCAGCACUACCUACUAAUCCAUGUCUUAGGGCUGACAACGGUUGCUUCAAAUGCCCACUCGGACCUCCAGGUGAAUUGGGACCUGAUGGAUCGCAAGGUGAACCUGGACCAGAUGGAAAACCGGGACCUGCUGGACCUGCGGGUAAAAUAGGACCUGCAGGCCCAGUUGGUCCAGCUGGUGAUAUUGGCCCGGUCGGCCCAGCAGGUGCUGCAGGCCAUAAAGGAGAGUCUGGUAAGGAUGGAAGAAAAGGUAAAGGGAGACGUGGACCGAAAGGACCACAAGGACCGCCGGGACCUGCUGGGAAUCCAGGUGUUGAUGGAAAGGUAGGAGCGACUGGAAAGCAAGGUCCAGUGGGACUGAUCGGUGCACCAGGCAAACAAGGACAAGCUGGAGAGGAUGGCAAAAUCGGAGCUAAAGGAGUAGAUGGACUUCCAGGUGGUGAUGCGGCUUACUGUCCUUGCCCACCCCGAUCGCAUCUUUUGAUUGCACCGAUCUAA
Molecule: messenger RNA, 876 nt
Organism: Anisakis simplex (herring worm)
Lineage: Eukaryota; Metazoa; Nematoda; Chromadorea; Rhabditida; Anisakidae
Source: the annotation of a GenBank genome assembly